Messenger RNA from Anopheles darlingi, 1290 nucleotides. RefSeq names its product beta-1,3-glucan-binding protein-like. Gene Ontology annotation, biological process: carbohydrate metabolic process. NCBI's taxonomy places the organism in Eukaryota, Metazoa, Arthropoda, Insecta, Diptera, Culicidae. The coding region runs from base 55 to 1290 and encodes 411 amino acids. The record is from RefSeq and is a predicted model, not a curated record. The transcript is spliced from 2 exons. Gene Ontology annotation, molecular function: hydrolase activity, hydrolyzing O-glycosyl compounds.
AUUAAAGAACUCUGCAAACCAGUUUUUGGUUGUAUAUAAAAUGGCCUUCCACUGAUGGUAUUCGAAUCAGUAUUUAGCUUCCGACACUGCAGCCACAAGGCAGUUGAGUUCGGCAGCAUCAUGAAGCGCUUUCUAGUAUCGUUUGUAGUGCUGGUGGUGGCCGCCAUUGCAGUGGCCGAGACAAGUCCCAAGUGCACGGUCUCCGUAACUACGGCUAGUGGAUCGCAGGCUCGCCCUGGGCCCUACUGCUCCGGUGAACUGAUCUUUGAGGAUAACUUUAACUUUUUGGACUUCGAAAAGUGGGAGCACGAGAACACCCUCAGUGGCGGUGGGAACUGGGAGUUCCAACGGUAUCUGAACCACCGUUCCAAUUCCUACUGCGAGAAUGGUAUCUUCUACAUUCGCCCAACUCUCUUGGCCGAUGAGACCGGAGAAGCGUUCCUGAGCAGCGGCACUCUGAACAUUCACGGUGGACAACCGGCGGACCAAUGUACUAGCCCGAUAUUCUGGGGCUGUGAACGACAAGGCACCCCGACCAACUACAUCAAUCCGAUCAAGAGUGCCCGAGUACGUACGGUAGAAUCGUUCAACUUCAAGUACGGUACGCUGGAAGUACGUGCUCGUAUGCCCACGGGCGAUUGGUUGUGGCCUGCCGUUUGGUUGUUGCCCAAGCGCCAAGUGUACGGUAUGUGGCCGGCUUCCGGUGAGAUCGAUCUGCUGGAAUCACGAGGCAACAUUGAUUAUCGCGAUGGCAACGGCGUGCACAUCGGCACGGAGCAGUUCGGUUCUACGUUGCACUUCGGUCCAAGCACAUUGCUGAACGGAUGGGAGACCACGGUCGCCUACAAGAACAGUCCCGCGGGACAGGGCUGGAACACGGGUUUCCAUAACUAUCAGCUCAGCUGGACACCGGAUUACAUUCGCUUCUCGGUUGACAAUCAGCUUGUGCGACAGAUCGACGCUGGUACCGGUUUCUGGAAUCGUGGUAACUUCGGCAACAUCGCACCGGGCACUGAGAAUCCCUGGAUGCACGGUACGCGCAUGGCGCCGUUCGAUCAGGAGUUCUACAUCAUUAUGAAUCUGGCGGUCGGUGGUACGAACGGAUACUUCCCGGAUGUGCCCCCAGCAACUAACACCAACCGUGGCAAACCGUGGGCCAACAACUCACCGUCGGCGGCACGUGACUUCUGGCAGGGACGCAAUUCGUGGCUGCCAACCUGGCGUAUGACCACCAACCGUGGCAAGGAAUCAUCGCUGCAAGUUGACUAUGUCCGCGUCUGGGCUCUGUAA